This is a messenger RNA of Pestalotiopsis fici W106-1, 3552 nucleotides long. RefSeq lists its product as uncharacterized. The transcript has 4 exons. Bases 1 to 3552 code for a protein of 1183 amino acids. The record is from RefSeq and is a predicted model, not a curated record. NCBI's taxonomy places the organism in Eukaryota, Fungi, Ascomycota, Sordariomycetes, Amphisphaeriales, Sporocadaceae.
AUGGUGGUGAAAAAUCACUUGAGGAGCCUGCGCAAGAGAUGUAGCCGGUGGCGGACAACCAUUUCGGCCAACCUCCAGAAGGGUCAGCUAUGGCAGCGCAUCUUGAAGAACACGGUAUGCACAGCCAUUAUGAUUUCGCUGGGCCUGGUCCCUGCCGUUAUCCAGGUCUAUGGUCGCUCUACCUAUCUUGGGCCUAUGGUCACAGUAUUCGGACAUCCAGGCCAACGUUUUGGUCAGAUGGCCGAGGCCCUCUUCUUGAUAUUCUUUGGGACGGCAUUCGGACUGGGCUGGUCGACCCUGGGCCUCCAUCUUUCCAGUCUCAUUUACGACACUAAUAUCAGCGCCGCUUAUGCCAUCCGUGCCAUAUUCUUUGCACUGGCUGUUAUACUUCAUGGCUUGCUGCGUUCCUCUACGCCCAGGCUGUUCUUAUUCGUCUUUUUCUAUCUUUUAAUCAGUCUGACGGUUCUGACCACCACGGCAACAGCCGUAUCCAGUGCACUCGUCUCACAGAUAUCAUAUCCAAUUUUAUCCGCUCUGGCCGCUGUCUUGGUCGUCAACUUGACCAUAUUCCCCGAAUCAUCGAGCGGCUUUCUGGGAAAUGCCGUCAUUGAAACGCUUCACGAUUCUGUCAAAUGCCUGGACGACGCUGUGGACUGGUUUGCAACGGCGAGGGCAGAGCAUCAGGCCGCCGCCAAACCUGAUGGCGAACAACCUGCAAAGGGAACUGGGCAGUCUCUACACAUGCAGCUCGUGUCACUCACCGACAGGAAACCAAAGUUGAGGACAAAGUUUGCUGGAUCCAAAAAGGCCCAGGCAGAAUGUAACUUUGAGGUAACUUAUGGAGUUUUGGACCCCGCCUCCCUGAAAUCCAUUAGUUUGACAUCCAUGUCACGGCUCGUUCAGAAUGCAAUCAGUAUCAUCAACGCGUGUGAGAGCAAGUAUGCCAUGCUUGGUGAAGAGGAAGACUCCCUUUCAUCGCAGGAAUCGGAUACGGACAGCGAUUCAGAGUCAGAUGCGUCCAGUGAUGCCUCGGAUUCCAACGACACAUCUUCAGAUGACGACGAUAGCUCUUCUUCUCGCAGCUCAUCAACUGGACGGCCCAAAAACGUUCGCAAAAAGUCCAAGCAUCUCAGAAAUCUGGAACUUGUAAAGCCUAUUCGGGAGAUAGAGUCGGCAGAUAUUGAGCUCUUUGACCACAUUUUGUCACAAGUUCGCGAGCCUGCCAAGGUCCUCCAGAAUCAGAUACACGAGGCAGUAGAGUUGAUUACCUGCUCCUUGGCUCACUGCUACGAUGUGGCAAAACUCCCCUCUGGAGCACCUGCACCACGUGGAAUUACUUUGGAAGAGAUUGAUCUUCGUACAAGUAUUUUCAGUGAAGCACUGGAAUUAUUCGACACAGACUCUGCCGAGGCGCUGGAGCACGCGGCCGCUAUAGCGUACAAUGGGGCAAAGGUCGACGUCAUGCCGCGCACAGAGACAUUCCUCAUCAGCUCGUUCUUGGUCACCUUGAGACAAGCAGCUUCUCAGGUAAAUCACAUGCUCAAACAAUCGAGGGAUCUCGUGGACAAGAGGCAGCGUCGGCGCAAUAGACGCCGACUUUACUUUCCUCGAAUAAGUUGGAGGCGUUGGCUCAAGACUGGUGGAGAAAAGGAUGCCAAUGCUGUCCCAGAGAGUGCUCGAAAGGAAGCACGAGCUGGCCAAGCAAGUCACAAAGAGCACGCACAUCUUGACGAAGAGGCACCGACGCCAUCGCCAUCAAACAGUCGACUGUGCCGGGACCUGGGCGAUGAGGAAGCAAACCGGGUAGAUGAAAAGCAGGAAAGGCCAGUCCCAAAAAAUGUGCCUCGUGCGAAACAGUCGAGCAAGUCUUGGACAAGCACUGGUCUCUGGCUCCGAGGUCUAUUGGCCGAUGCCAUUGAGUUUGUUGCAAGCUCAGAUGAUCUCGCUUUUGCUCUAAAGAUGAGUGUGGCUGGCUGGUUGGUGACGUGGCCGGGCUUUGUCCCAUCAACGCAUGCUUGGUACAGCUCAAUCAGAGCCUCAUGGGCAUCAUUGCAGCUGAUUCUCGUCUUUGAAGUCUCUGUCGGAACUUCUAUAAAUGGGUUUCUCCUCAGAGUCGUCGGUGUCAUAUAUGGAUGUGUGGCCGGCUUCUUGUCUUAUGAGAUUGGGCAGGGCAAUCGCAUCGUUACUGCGAUUGUGCUAGUCAUUGCUUCUAUACCAGCAUCUUACACGCAACUUGGAACACCCUAUGUCAAGACAGGCAUCAUUUCAAUCGUGAGUAUGUCCGUGGUUGGUCUUGCGACCAUUGUUACACCCGAUACAUAUCCUUGGGAGAUUUUUGUCAAACGAAUGACAUGUUUCCUGGUCGGGGGUACCACUGCCCUCAUUGUCGAAAUGGUCCUUUUCCCUGUGCGGGCGCGUGACCGACUUGUUGAAUCCCUUGCCUCGGCAAUCAAGCAGAUUUCCAACAUGGAAUCAUCUGUCGCAGUUGGUAUCGAGACCCCUUGCGCCGUCGAUCUCAGAUCAGAGGCUUUGAAAAACAGAUUUAAACGCUCAAAAGGCAAGGCAGAAUCUGCCCUUGCCGCGGCCCAGACUUUUCUUCCAUUUACCCUCACGGAGCCGCGUCUAAAGGGCAGUUUCCGAGGGCAGGCAAUGAUAUAUAACGAGAUCAUCUAUGUUCUUCACCAAAUUGUGGAUCGCAUGGACCACGUCUUACAUCUCAGGGAAGCAUAUGGCAGCGCGGUGCUUGAGGAGUUGAACGAAUUCGUCCUCCCUUAUCGUCGCAACAUGGCGGCAAGCAUUACCCUGACACUCUUUGCCGUGCACGAGGCAUUGACCACGAGGCUACCUCUGCCUCAAUUCCUGCCGUCCAGCCGCGUGGCGCAUCUUCGCUAUGUCACCAGAGUGCGCGAGCUCAUGUUGGAGCGCAACCGUUCGGCCCCUCCGAGUCGUCCUGCUAGUAUCCAUCCCGGAAGGCACUCGCGCCGAUCUUCCAUGGCGCCCGAGGCACAUGUCUUGAAGUCGGUCACGAAGCAAAAGUUCCUCUCGUGGAACGCCGGCUCAGCCGGACUCAUGGAAAUUAUUGAAUACCUGGAAGAGCUGGUUGACCUGGCCAAGCUGCUUGUCGGCGUCAACGCGUUUCGGACGGGUAUGCUCGAACGGCCCAAGUUCCACGAAUACAUUGCCAAGAUCAAGGCGCGAGAAUUCGCGUCUGCCACGGCCGCCGAGACGGAAUUGACGAUUGAAAAGAUCAAGAGUAACGCCGACGCCAGCAUUCGCAAUCGGCGACGAGGUCGUCCCUCGACGUCGGCGGGCCGCAGCGACUCGCAGGGCACGACGACGCUCAAGAAGCGCUUCUCCUUUGGCGGCCGCGUGGGCGCCGAGACGGCUGUGGAAUCUGACUCCGAGGACGAUAUUGUCGAAGAAUUGCCCAUGAGCUUGCAGCGCGUCCGUACUAGAAGGAUGGAAGAGCAAAAGGCCGAAAGGGGGAGACGAGCCAGUAUAGCUGAUCCCAAAGGUAAAGGACCUCAGAGAUCCAAGACGUGGGCUAUGUAG